This is a messenger RNA of Chanos chanos (milkfish), 1602 nucleotides long. RefSeq names its product potassium inwardly rectifying channel subfamily J member 3b (gene kcnj3b). Gene Ontology annotation, biological process: regulation of monoatomic ion transmembrane transport; potassium ion import across plasma membrane. NCBI's taxonomy places the organism in Eukaryota, Metazoa, Chordata, Actinopteri, Gonorynchiformes, Chanidae. The record is from RefSeq and is a predicted model, not a curated record. Gene Ontology annotation, molecular function: G-protein activated inward rectifier potassium channel activity. Gene Ontology annotation, cellular component: plasma membrane. The transcript is spliced from 3 exons. Bases 1 to 1602 code for a protein of 533 amino acids.
AUGUCAGCUCUGAGGAAGAAAUUUGGGGACGACUAUCAGGUAGUAACGACUUCUUCUAGCGGCAGUGGUUUUAAUCAAGGUGCCGCUGAGAAAAAGAAGAAGCGCCAACGCUUUGUGGACAAGAAUGGCCGGUGUAACGUCCAACACGGGAACCUCGGCGGGGAAACUAGUCGUUACUUGUCGGAUCUGUUCACAACUCUGGUGGACCUGAAAUGGCGCUGGAAUCUGUUCAUCUUCAUACUCACCUACACGGUAGCGUGGCUGUUCAUGGCUUCCAUGUGGUGGGUUAUCGCAUUCAUAAGAGGAGAUCUCAAUCAGGCCCACGACGACAAGUACACACCAUGCGUGGCUAACGUGUACAACUUCCCGUCGGCGUUCUUGUUCUUCAUCGAGACUGAGGCCACUAUCGGUUACGGCUACAGGUACAUCACGGACAAGUGUCCGGAAGGAAUCAUCCUCUUUCUUUUUCAGUCUAUCCUGGGGUCUAUAGUUGACGCCUUCUUGAUAGGCUGCAUGUUUAUAAAGAUGUCCCAGCCAAAAAAGCGGGCAGAGACACUCAUGUUCAGCGAGCACGCGGCUAUCUCUAUGCGUGACGGCAAGCUAACCCUCAUGUUCCGCGUGGGCAACCUCCGCAACAGCCAUAUGGUCUCUGCACAGAUUCGCUGCAAAUUACUUAAAUCUCGUCAGACCCCAGAGGGUGAGUUUCUGCCCCUGGAUCAGCUGGAGUUGGACGUGGGCUUCAGCACCGGGGCCGACCAGCUUUUCCUGGUGUCUCCUCUGACCAUCUGCCAUGUCAUCGACUCCAAGAGCCCGUUCUACGACCUGUCACUGAGGUCCAUGCAGACGGAGCAGUUUGAGAUCGUCGUGAUCCUGGAGGGCAUCGUGGAAACCACCGGAAUGACCUGCCAGGCCCGGACUUCGUACACGGAGGACGAGGUUCUGUGGGGCCACCGUUUCUUUCCGGUCAUCUCCCUGGAGGAGGGUUUUUUCAAAGUGGACUACUCUCAGUUCCACGGGACCUUCGAGGUUCCCACGUCGCCCCACAGCGUCAAAGAACAAGAGGAGAGCCUGCUGCUGUCCUCCCCCCUCACCGCCCCCUCCCUCUGCCAAACGGAGGGCAGCGGCACCCUGGAGGGGCUGGAGCUCCAGUCCGACACGGACACCGCGUCCGUCAACCUGGCCGCCCCCAUCCCCACGGCCGCCAAGCUUCCCGCCAAGCUUCAGAGGCUGACGGGGAGGGACGGGGGGCGGGACGGCAUGCCCCGCAAACUUCUCAGGAUGAGCUCCGAGAUCACGUACAACCUGGGCGACCUGCCCGUCAAACUGCAGCGGAUCAGCUCCGCCCCGGGCGUGGCCGAGGAGCGCAUGCAGCAGCCCGUCGGCUCCGUGCUGGGGCCCAUGGAGGACAGGCUGAUCCCCAAACUGGGACUGGUGGGGGGGACAGAUCCCAUGAGUCAGUCGGUGACGGAACUGCCCCCCAAGCUGCAGAAGCUGGCCGGGGGCGUGGGAGGGGUGGGGGUCGGGGGUCGCAUGGACGGUCACCUGCCUCCCAAACUGCGGAAGAUGAACUCGGAGAGGUUCACCGGGCUGAGUCUGAAAUGA